AUGCCGCGCCAACCCAAACACCCAACCAACCUGACCAUCAUCUUCAACUGCCGCGAGACCUAUACAUGGUGCGCAGUCUACGACCGCCUACCACGCGCAAUAAACCCGCCCCUUCAUCUCGCAGAGUCGAACCCAAUCCGCCCCCUUCGCAGUCUGGACGGACUCACAGUAAAAGCGAAGCUCAGGAGCCUGAGACGCGCCGUCUUUGACUUUGGUGCUUCGCUCCAGCCCCUCGGCCGCGAAUGGACCACCGCCCCCACUAUGAAAUGGGAGGUCCAUAUUGGCCGGAAACUGAAAUACAGCGCUGAGCGAGAGCCGUUUGAGACAGCGCUGCGUCGCACUGGUUGCGAAGACGUGGUCCAUCUGGUUGCGCAGUGGUUUGAUGAAGACCGGGCUACCUUGGCCUGGGCUGCUGCUAGCUUUAGAGAGAUACCUUCUGGUUCUUUUGGGUCGGCCGACCAGCUCAUCACGGUGAGAAGGCUCGCCAAAUGGACUGACCUAAGCUCCUACGCUGAAAUAACCAACGCGGACGGAAUAUUCACAGCGACCGAUUUCGUCUCUCGCUCAAUGGCCAAAGCCCAGAUCCAACAGUGGGUGCUUGAGAAGCUGCUGCAUGUGCGAGAUCUCCGGGAUGGCCCCCGCCCCCGGCCGGUAACCUCUCACUCUGGCAAUGCUUCACAACUAAAUCGGCUGCUUGCAACGCCGCGCAAGUGGUUUGGUCUUGGUUCUGACACGGGGCCACUGAAUGCUGCCCAAGGGGCUGGAGCGCCACGAAGUACAUCCCCAACCAAGACCGAGCAGAUGCUUGCAACCUUAUCGGAGGGCCCUGAUACGGCGGCAGUUGUUGUCCUCGCAGGGUCACGAGGGGAAGAGUACUUCGGACACGCCCAAGCGGCCUUGGAGAGUCUCCCAAUGGUCCGGGUGCUAGUGCUCAAGUGGAUAGGUGGUUAA
Molecule: messenger RNA, 951 nt
Organism: Aspergillus mulundensis
Lineage: Eukaryota; Fungi; Ascomycota; Eurotiomycetes; Eurotiales; Aspergillaceae
Exons: 5
Coding region: 1-951 (316 amino acids)
Source: RefSeq, a predicted model, not a curated record